ACCGAAGAUAACUUCGGGUAUCAGUCGGGAAGGAACUUGAGCGGAAAGAUGGCGCGGAUUUGGGACGAGGUUGUGGACUACAGGCAAACUGCUGAGUUUUGCCGAUUGCUUGGAGUCAGGGAGGAUGCAGAUUUUGAGGACAUUACAAAGGCUUACAGACAAAAGGCAUUGAAGUGUCAUCCAGACAAGAAUCCAGAUGAUCCUCAAGCAACAGCCAAAUUUCAGGAGCUCAGCAAAGCAUACCAACAUUUGCGGGACUUGAAGAAAGAACAGGAUGAAGAUUUUCAGAGUGAAGAGGCAUGGGAAUAUUUUGAUGAAGAGGAUGAUCCAGAAAGUUUUGCAGAGUUUUUAUUCUUUUUGGUUCUGAGAGACCUGUACAGAAAUGGGUAUCAACCUUCAGAAAGAGACGAGUAUCGCUUCUUCACACGCUUGAACAAGAAAUUCAGGCGAUACAGAACUGAGGAUGAGGACUUCACAGAAGAGGAGCUGCAAAGACUUCAUUGCAACAAGGACUACAUUAAAGAUAAGGCCCCAGGAAAGAAGAAGAGGGGAAAGAAGAAGGUGCAGCAGGACAAACCUCCCCAAAAUGUCCAGCAGAAUCGUCCAAAGAAAACAAAAAAGCAGCUGAAAGCAGAACAGUACAGAAGAGAGCAGGAAAUCAAGCAGUUGGCUGAGGAGAUUGAGAAAAGGAAAGCAGAAGAGCUGGAACGUCAGAAGAAACAGAAGGAGAAGGAAAAAUCUACUUCCCUAAGGUCUGAAGCAGACAAACUGUACAGUGACUUAUCCUGUGCAGAGACAAAGGUAGAUAGGAGACCUCAGCCAAGUAUGCCAGAGGCAAAUGCAGAGUUUGAGUUGACUGUGGAUGAACCACAUGGUAGUGUUCAUGAAGGAGAAAAGGAGGCGCGGAUAAGCCCACGGGAGCUGAGGAAGCAAAAGAAAGAGCGAAAGAAGCAAGAAAGAGAAGCACAGUUGAAGAUGAGGAUGAAGACAGCCCUAAACAUUCCAGAUGCAAAGAGUCCAAAGGGUACUCCCAGCACUGCAGACCAGUGCACUAUAGAAGAUCUGCAGGACGAAGCCUCCAGUGUGAUUGACACAGAUGUACGGAGGGCAAAGUUAGAGGCAUUCAAAGCAAAGUGUCUGGCCACUAAAGCACAGAAGGAGCAAGAUGUUCAGCUACCCAAGCAGGUAGUUCCUGAAGAUACACGACCAACUGAUGAGUCAAAACCCUCAUCACAUGCUGAUGUAAGUCACCCAUCUGCAACUGGUCAAGGCUUCAGGGCACCAAAACCUCAGGUCUGUGAUAAAGCACUGCUUGAGAGGCAUAUGCAACAGUAUCAUGAGCUGAUGAAGCAACAACCAAGGAGCCAUACACAGAUUCAACUGAGUGUAGAGAGACAGCCAGAGUUGACACACACGUGGACAAAUCAGCAGAAAAAGGGCCAACACAACCAUGAGGAAUGGCAGGAGUUACGACGUGUGAUGUUACAGCGGGAAAAGGAGCGGGAACAACAGCGGAACAGACAGGAGCAGGAGACACUGAGGCGAGAGAAGACAUUGCCACAUGGUGCAGCCAAGGAGUGGCCUGAUCCCUCUGUCAACACUGAUGCAACACAAGAGCAGUGGGAGGAUGCAGGAGCCUCCUCAGGACAGGCAGCAUCCGGCAUGGCCAGUGGGUACAAUCAUUCCAGUCAGCCACUAGGGGAAAGGUGUCAAUCUGAAGGCAGUAGAAUGGUGCAUGAGGAGGUGUGGGAGGAGUCAGGGUGGGAGGACUGUGUACAGCAUCAGGCCCCACCAGCAGCUCAGGCCUGGAGGAACACCAAACCUGCCCCUCCCCCUGCAGUCAACCGCUGGCAAGAGAGACUGGAGUUGAUGUCCCUGUGCCCCAGAACUGAGCAGGAUGAAGAGGAGAUGUUAAGGAAAGCCAUAGAGCUGAGUCAGCAGCAGGCUGUAGAGGACGAGCACCGCAGGCAGGUGAAGUUUGAGAAGAUGAUUGAAGAACAGAAGAGGAAAUAUAACGUGUUUCCCUCCAACAGUGCACAGUCCAGGAGGGCUGAACCUUACUACAACGGGGCCAGUGAUGAGGACUUCCCUCCAAUAAGUAAUGGAGCAUCUACGGUUGUUAGACAGGCUGGAACAAGCUUUGCAACUUGUCUCAGACAGUCAAAGACAGAAUGCCAAGAACAUCUGCCAAGGUCCCAUGUUGGGAUGUGUGUGCCAGUUAGUGAGGAUUGGGAGUCAGAUCUAACAGAGGUAGUUUCCCACCCACCUCUGAUGAAGGAUGCUAGAGAGCCAUGUAAACCCAUGCAGAGACCAGGUAGUGCUGUGUCCUCCAGAAAAAUCCCAGCCAAUCCCAAACUUCACAAUACAUCAACAGAGCAGAGUCUUGAAAGUCCAGACGAUAACGCUACCGAGAAAACCACAUGGCUUCUUUCUGGGGAGUCUGUGUCAGAACCAAUAUGGGAAGACACUCAAGAUGAAGUUGUUUCUGGAGAAGGUGAGGAGAUGAACAGAAAGGAUAAUGGACUGUCCAGAUUUGGACAUUUGUUCAGCAGUUCCAAUAUGGAGGAGAACAUUGUAAACCAAAGUGAACCGACUGCAUUGUCAAGGGACACAAGUGGUCUUUAUUGCCCAAAGGAGAAUGGUUCAGCCGGGGAAAGAUUCAAAGAUGUCCAAAAGAGCCCACCAAAGAGGCACCUGUCAGGUUGUGGAGACACAGAAGAUAGCAACAAGUCUCUAAAGGCAGAGGAAAGAUGUACCUUCUCAGGAAAGCCCUCUACUGUCUUCCCCUUUGGUGCAAGACAGCCAGAAGGAUACUCUCAACUCAGGAAUAAAGCAGAUCAACCACCAGUCAGUGCACCUCCGGGUUUUCCAGCUCCUUCAAUUACUCCAGGAGUGCACGUCAAGGCCCCCUCUGGGUUUCAUGAGCCUGAGAUUGGUCCCUUGAGGAACCCAUCUCCUCCCCCAUCAGACAGUGUGGGUAUAAGCAACCCUAGGCCUCCUCUAAUGACACCGCUUCCAGUGGCUGUUCCACCGCCUGGUGUGCUGCCAGGUAUUCCACCCACCUUGUUCCCGCCCUACCCUGGUUACCCAACAUUCCCAGCUUACCCCUUCCCUGGCAUGUUCCCCUACCUCCCCAUGCCAGCCAUGCAGUCCCCAGUGUACAUGUACUCCCUCCAACAAGUGCAGCAUGGGAUGGGCAAGUUGUCCAGCAGUCACAGCAGUGAAGAGUCUGGUGGAGAAGGAAAUGGAUACAACAGUAACAGACAAAAGAUGACAAGUUACUCAGGAAACACUGUUGACCCGACACAGGCAGGUCCUGUUCAGGCAGCUAGCACAGCAGCAUCCUCAGGGAUUCCCACUGCAGCUAACUCAUCUACAGUACACACCACACCUCAUAUGCCGUCCCCAGCUGUUCAUCCUAUCUGUAAGAACACAAACGGCAGUGAGGAUUUGCAGGUAACACAGCAACUUGCCAAUCCCAGGAGUAAUGAUGGUGCAACAGCAAAAAAUAAGGAAACCUUUGACAGAAGUGUGUCCGACAGGAUACAGUCCUUUGAUGGUGAGAAAGAUCCUGUUCCACACAGAGUAACCGAGAGGACGACCGGGCAUUCAAGAUGGGUGGGAAGUCGACCCUCGUCUGUUCGCCAUGUCAGAGGCAGAGGGGAAGCUGUUGGUGGAAGAUUGGAGACCAGUGGUGCUGCAUUGGAAGGAGACUCCAAGAGAGAACCUGCAAAGACCGGUGGUCUUUACAACAAAAUGAGGUCUUUCAAGAGAGCACCUGUGGCACCAAGAUUUCAACAGUUGCAAGAUCAGCAGCAGCGGCAAAGGGGUGGACAACAUUGAAGAUCAGGACCUGAUUUUAUGACUUAGGCUUCUGUAAGGAUUCUAGCUAAGACAGUUAUAGACAUGCAAGCUACAUGAAGAAGUAUGACCAAGCAUAGCUUUAUAGAUUUGUGAUAGUCUUUUAAUGGGAACAGAUAUGUUACUAACUGAUCCACUAUUUCUGACUUUAUUUGUCAACAAAGCUCAACUUGAUGUUUCCUUUUAUGGAAACAGAAGAACCUAAAAUGCCAGGACCACAGGACUACUAUUACUUGUAACUACUUCUUUGCUGAAGAAAGAAAGAAGAGCAGUUUGGUUAAUCUCCUAUGGAGGGCUUAUCCAUGCACCUUUUGUGAAGGUUCAAGCCUUAAUCAGUCAGCAAGGGCUAAGUACAUUUAAUAUUAGAACUUAGUGUGGUUUGACUCAGUUAUUACUAAUGUGUAGUUUUAGUACUUAACAUUUAGUUCCUAUUAUUUACAGAAUAGUUUUGGUUAAAGAUUGUUAUUUUGUUCAAUAGCGAUUUCAGUAAAUGCUCCCACAAGAACUGCUCAUCUGCUGCAGUCAAGCUUACAUAGUGCCCAGAUUGUUGUGGCCUUAUCUUUGACUGGUCUGUGAACCUGAGUUUCACAUCCAGUAUGCUGUAUCUCUCUGUGCUAAACAAUUUUUAGGUCGAUGAGUGUGGUACACAUGGACGCAUUGUGACAGGGCUGAAAAGAAAUGCAAAUGAACAACUGUUUUGAUACAAACUGUCAUCUACUAGUAAGGGGUAACAGGGUCGGUCCCAGGUGGUUUGAUGUGUUUUGUGUGGAAAGAUGGGUCUAUGUAGGAGAUAUGUCCUCAUAUAUCUAUGAGAAAACAUUUUGACCAAUAAAACAAACUUUGAAAAUGAG
This is a messenger RNA of Branchiostoma belcheri (Belcher's lancelet), 4712 nucleotides long. Its product is annotated as actin cytoskeleton-regulatory complex protein PAN1-like. Bases 49 to 3843 code for a protein of 1264 amino acids. The record is from RefSeq and is a predicted model, not a curated record. Lineage: Eukaryota; Metazoa; Chordata; Leptocardii; Amphioxiformes; Branchiostomatidae. The transcript has 21 exons.